Hyla sarda is the source of this 1245-nucleotide messenger RNA. RefSeq names its product dual oxidase maturation factor 2 (gene DUOXA2). Bases 1 to 936 code for a protein of 311 amino acids. Lineage: Eukaryota; Metazoa; Chordata; Amphibia; Anura; Hylidae. Gene Ontology annotation, biological process: protein transport. The record is from RefSeq and is a predicted model, not a curated record. Gene Ontology annotation, cellular component: endoplasmic reticulum membrane. The transcript has 6 exons.
AUGACCUUCUACGAUAGUGUGUUUCCUUUUUACCCACAUGAACAGAGGAAAUGGGUCUUUAGUGUGGACAUUAUUAUUGUCAUCAUUGUGUUUUUAGUGUUUGCUUCAGCUUUUAUCCUCAUCAUUCCAGGAAUAAGAGGCAAAGCAAGACUAUCAUGGAUGUGCAGAGUGAUAAUAAGCCUGUUUAUUGGAGCUGUCACAGUUGUUGUAAACUUUACUGCCGAUUGGGAGGUUGGAUCAGUCAAUGCUGUAACUACUUACAAAUCCUUCAGCAAUGCCACGGUGAAUGCAGACAUCGGGAUUCAUGUUGGCCUUAAUGGAGUUAAUAUAACAUUAACAGGCAACCCCAUUCAUCAAAUUAAUGAGACAAUUGACUACAAUGAGCAAUUUCUCUGGAGUUUUGGUUCCAGUUUUAAUGAAUAUUUUAAUGAUGGACUGAAAAGAGGACUCCCUAAUCCCAUCCUAUAUGUAUCAGAGAAGUUCACCGAGUUUGACCCAUGUGGCAUUUUAAGCCAGUAUAGGAUAUCCAGUCACUACGCAUCAGCUUGCAUGUGGGUGGCAUUCUGCUCCUGGAUUAUCUGCAAUAUCCUGUUCUCCAUGUCGGUGUUCAUAUAUGGAGCUUACAUGAUCCUUGUGACGGCAGCUUUUAUCCUCUUCUCGUUGAUUUCUUUCUCCACAGUGAGAAAUGUAUCAUUUUGUAAUAUACAGUUUGGUUCAGAGUCUCUAAAAACUACAUUUGGAGGUUCUUUCUGGGUCAGCCUUGCUACAGGUCUACUUUGCUUCCUUAUUGGAAUAACAUUAAUUGUUUUAAAUUGGUGUGUUCCUGAAAAACUGAAGUUAUUUUUCAAUGCUAUAGAGGAAGAUGAAGAAGAGUCCACAACAAGACUUGGCGAUAGCGAACACUGCCAUAAUAAUUUGGCAUUUGAACAUGUAUGAUUACAAUGUUAAUCUUUAGACAUUUUAUGAACUAUUGAUGUGGUCUUAACAUGCACAGUCAUAGUGUAAGCAUUUUUAUUUAUUUUAUCUUGACUACCAAGAGGUACAGUAAGCCAAGUAUAAAUGACAAAGAAACAAGAGGACCGAUGACCACCAAUAUUCAAGUGAACAAGACCAUUUAGAGUAUCUGGAAGUAAAAAGUUAGGAAUGUUUCAAAACUUUUCAAAACCUUUCUUUUAUACUUGUUGUGUCUACUUGGUGUUAGCAUGUAAAAAUAUUUGGUAAAAACAACUGAAUAAAUGUAUGUUC